Molecule: messenger RNA, 504 nt
Organism: Chiroxiphia lanceolata (lance-tailed manakin)
Lineage: Eukaryota; Metazoa; Chordata; Aves; Passeriformes; Pipridae
Product: BTB/POZ domain-containing protein KCTD9-like
Exons: 4
Source: RefSeq, a predicted model, not a curated record
AUGGGUGGGAGAGCCCUCACUGACUCCUGUCUGUGCCAGUGUGCCAACCUGCCAGGGGUGAAGGUGCUGCGCUCCAACGCAGAGGGAGUGUCCCUGAAAGGCUGCAACUCUGAGGACCCCUCAGGCCUUCAAGCUAAUCUGGAAGGUGCCAACCUGAAAGGAGUGGCCAUGGAGGGCAGUCAGAUGACAGGAAUUAACCUCUGAGUUGCAACGCUGAGAAACGCCAAACUAAAGAACUGUAACCUCAGGGGAGCAACGUUGGCAGGAACUGAUUUGGAAAAUUGGGACCUAUCAGGUUGUGACCUCCAGGAAGCCAAUUUGAGGGGCUCUGAUGUGAAAGGAGCCGUCUUUGAAGAGAUGCUGACCCCCUGCACACGUCCCAGAGCAUCAGAUAGGGAAGAGAAGACGUCAAAGAGGAAGGAAUCCAAACAUGUGUUGUGACUUUCUUCACCUCCUCCCCUUCCUGAGUUAGAAGGAAUGGUUAUUAGACAACUUCCAUUUGCA